UCUCCUUGCAAGAAUUUAACCAUAGCUACUACUGAGUAGUGUAUCCAAAGAAUUGGGAAACAGUAGUACUGUAAAUUAAAAGUUGGGUUCACUUUUUCUUAUUUUUGUUCACAAUUAUUUAUGAAUGGUGGAGAAGAGAGUUUGUUUGUUAGGUAGUCAAGUUAUUAUGAAAAUAAAAGAAAAUUUUUGUUUCUUGAGGUUGGGGAUAACUUCAAGAUCACACCCUCAAUGAUCUUUAAAAGAAUAUCUAUGUCGAUUCUCCAAUGUUUCUUGAAGUUCCGAAAGUACGGUGACUUCUAACUCAUCCACACGAAUAUAUUUCCAAUUCAAUUUAGUGUAAAAGAAUACGUAUGUUGAUUCUCCAAUAUUUCUUGAAGUCCUGAAAAUACGACAACCUGUAACUCGUCCACAUGAGAUCUGCAGUUUUGUACAAGUUGAGAGUAAUUUUUGAAGUUAAUGUUCUAUGAAUUCUUUAUCACUGAUGGAGUGGAAUUCAAAAUCCCCAAUUCAGUGGGACUGGGAAAACCUAAUUAUGUUUAAUUCAACUGAAAAUCCAAAGAAAUUGCAAUUAGCGGCGGAAUGGGAGAUUGACGACGAGAAAGGGGUUGAUUCCGCCUCUUUUUAUUCCUCCGGCACCGGAAGUGGUACCGGCGGUAGUAAUACUGGCUCCGGUUCUUUGUCAAAGUCAGCUUCUAUAAAUUCUUCCAAUUUUACAUUAGAGGUAACUCAGACUAUUCCAGAAGAUUCCAAUUGUAAAAAAGUAUUUACUGCCAAGCCAACUGGUGCUUGUUCUAGUACUGUUGAGGGUUCUGUUGGCUCCGGUGAGCCGCUGCUCGGUUUGAAGCUUGGGAAACGGACUUAUUUUGAAGAUGUUUGUGCUAAGACUGCUGCAGUUUCUGUGGCUGCUGGAUCUUCUGAUUCUCCUGUGAAGAAAUGCAAGUCGGGCGGUCUGGUUAUGCCUGGAACGAGGUGUCAAGUCGAAGGAUGUAACCUUGAGCUUUCGUUGGCUAAAGAUUAUCAUCGUAAACAUCGAGUUUGUGAAGCUCAUUCGAAGUGCCCUAAAGUGGUUAUAGCUGGUCUAGAACGCAGGUUUUGCCAGCAGUGUAGUAGGUUCCAUGGUCUGUCGGAGUUUGAUGAAAAGAAGCGAAGCUGCCGUAGGCGUCUUUCUGAUCAUAAUGCAAGGCGUCGUAAACCACAGCCUGAGUCGAUCCGGUUGAAUCCUGCAAGGCUUCCUUCAUCAUUAUAUGAUGAGAGGCAGCAGAUCAGUCUCGGCUGGAACGGGGUCCCACUUGUCCAUAGCCGGCCUAAUGCAAAUUUUUCAUGGGAAGGCACAUCCUGCCCCAAGUUCACUAUAACAAAAGAAUAUGCACCGAAACCUGCAAAAAUAGGAGGUAUUGAUGGACAAUUGCAUUUGCCUGUCAAUGAGCCAACUGCCAUUCCUACCCAUCUUCAUGAUUCUAAGAGCUUGUUGCCGUCCAAAGCUAAGGUCCUCGGAGUUGAGGCUCUCAACCCAGGUUCAGAAGAAUCAAUGAUCUCACCGAAUGUUGAUGCAACACAGGAUCUUCACAGUGCUCUCUCUCUUCUGUCAAUGAAUUCUUGGGGUUCAAAAUCCAUUUCACAUCAGCAGCCUCCACAAAUGAGUCAUCAUACAGCCAUGCCUCACUCUAUGCUGCACACUGUGCCCCAAAGCUUGCCGCUUGCCUCGUCGGAUUACUGGAGAACUGAACAGCAGAUUACCGACUCCAGAGUGAAGAACUUGGCUUCACAAGACGAUGGCAGCGGUUACUUUCAAGAGUUCCAGCUGUUACGAGGCCCAUUCGAUAAUGAUUUCUACUCCGAUCAACUGAACUGACUGCAGAAUUCAAUCAGCAUUUUCAGUUUGUUAAGUUCACUUGUCAAUGCAGGUCAACACUUUCUUUGCAUGCUUGGAUAUUGUUCAUGCUGAGAAUUAUAAUCUACUGCUUAAUGGUUGCUGUUUAACGAUAUUCUUCCUGCGAAAGAAGCAGAAGUAUUAGCAAUAAAUUACUUGAGCGUAUAAAUUA
Mercurialis annua (annual mercury) is the source of this 2042-nucleotide messenger RNA. RefSeq names its product squamosa promoter-binding-like protein 2. The record is from RefSeq and is a predicted model, not a curated record. Gene Ontology annotation, cellular component: nucleus. Gene Ontology annotation, molecular function: DNA binding. Bases 464 to 1852 code for a protein of 462 amino acids. The transcript is spliced from 5 exons. NCBI's taxonomy places the organism in Eukaryota, Viridiplantae, Streptophyta, Magnoliopsida, Malpighiales, Euphorbiaceae.